UGUGAUCUGCGCACCCGUAAACGAAAAGUGGUAAAUAAACAUUGCCUCGUAGGAACUUGCCGAAAUCCGGCUCCUACGUUAUUCCCGGUGCCUCAUUCGGAAUGCCCAUCAUUUCGAAACUGGCGAAAAACCCUGGAUAUCGACGGAUUACCUGGCAGUUGGAUUUGCAGAAAUCAUUUUUUCGAUGGGGACUUUCAAACGUACAAGCGUGUGAAAUUAAAAAGAACAGCAAUUCCAUCUAUCUUUCCGACGGCAGACAAAACUCCUGCUCCGAAAGAAGGGUGCUGGAUAAGGGGCUGUAAAGUGAAAGCUAAGAAAAUGCUGGUCAAAGCUCCUGCCGCCAAACAUGUUCGCCAGAAAUGGAUUGCUGUUCUGCAGUGUGACCAUAAAAUAAUAAGCGAUGUGAGGAUUUGCAGAAACCACUUCCACAAACAAGACAAAAUUUCAGUUGUAUCCACAUAUCUGAAAUACAGUGCAAUCCCAACUCGUGCUGUCGGAUCGCUUAAGCGGAGACGAAAAUGCAAUUCCAAAAUUUAUGCAGACCCAUCUAUCCAAACUAAAACAGAAAACGCCAUUACACCGGAACACGGUUAUGCUAUUCAACUAAAGCUACCUCGUAGCAGGACAAUGUGCUUUGCGGUUGGAUGUACUGAGAAAGCUGGCAACGGAAUUGUGUUACACAAAUUUCCACUGGACAACAGAAAUCUGAACGGUAGAUGGAUGCAGGCUAUCCGGAGAACAACGAAACCCACGAAGUUUUCAAGAAUAUGCAGUAGACAUUUUUUGCCCUUCGAUUAUAAAAUAGGAGGAAAGCGCUUGAAACCGGAUGCGGUUCCAUCACAACACCUGCCUAGAAGCUUCUCAACAAAAAAGUUCCGUCUCAGUAUCGAUUCUUGCAAGUCAUUAGAUGACCAGAGUAACUCAUCACUAACUGUAUCAGAAGACUCUGAUGCUGAGCAGAAUUCGGUUAUUUGUGGAAAUACGACAUGUUCAGAGCCCUAUUAUACAGCUGUCGACAAUGAAACACAAAUUGACACUGACAACGUGAAACAUGGUACCAACACUGCUCAAAUUGAAAUAUUGCAAAAUGAUCUGCAAUCUGAAACUAAUGUGAGCACUUCGACAGAACAGUUGAAUACAGAGUCAGACAAGGAUACAUCAGUACCAUUAUUGAUUAAACAGGUUAAGAAUAAGCUAUCUAGAAUAGGAAAUGGAGCCACUCUUACGACAUUAAUAAAAUCAGAUAAGGAUGCAAACACAUGGACUGGUCUCACAUCGCUUAAUCAACUAGAUGCUAUUUGUGUGUCAGUCAAAACGAUUGAAGAUCAGGUUUAUCAGAGACAGUGGAGAGCUCAUACUGUUGACCGAGUCAUCCUGACCUUGAUAUGUCUUUCGCAGCAUUGUCUACCUUGUUUGGUGGCAUCUCUAUUUCAAGUGUAGCAGAUUAUUUUAACCAUACGAUACACGUAUUAGCAGAAGUACUACAGCAAU
This is a messenger RNA of Armigeres subalbatus, 1491 nucleotides long. RefSeq lists its product as uncharacterized. NCBI's taxonomy places the organism in Eukaryota, Metazoa, Arthropoda, Insecta, Diptera, Culicidae. The record is from RefSeq and is a predicted model, not a curated record. Bases 319 to 1440 code for a protein of 373 amino acids. The transcript has 3 exons.